Populus trichocarpa (black cottonwood) is the source of this 1400-nucleotide messenger RNA. RefSeq names its product D-amino-acid transaminase, chloroplastic. Gene Ontology annotation, molecular function: 4-amino-4-deoxychorismate lyase activity; pyridoxal phosphate binding. The record is from RefSeq and is a predicted model, not a curated record. Bases 238 to 1254 code for a protein of 338 amino acids. The transcript has 5 exons. Gene Ontology annotation, biological process: folic acid biosynthetic process. Lineage: Eukaryota; Viridiplantae; Streptophyta; Magnoliopsida; Malpighiales; Salicaceae.
CUGUCUGAAAUCUCGUACACUCUCCAAACACUGCAAGACAAACUGCAAAAGUUAAUAGAAAAAUGGAUUCCACCCACCACCUCCUACGACACCCUUAUUUUAAAGUAACCACCACUGCAGCAUUCACUAUAAACACGGCUCACAUCGUCUCAGUGAUUAUCUCUUCAGAUCUCUUGUUGACACUUAUUUUUCACUGCCUUCUUUGCUUCUUCACGUACGGCACAUCAAUCUGGUGCGAUGGCUUCCUUGGAGGUUGAAAGUGGAAGUGGUAUCAAGGUUCACGUGUUUUCAUCAUCCUCAGAGUUGCUUGAAAGCCUGCAUGAGAAGUGGGGUUCAGUGAAAAAGCAACCAUACCCAGCAAUGUAUUCCAGUGUAUAUGGCGGAAUUAUUCUCGAUCCAGCAAUGAUGGUAAUACCCAUAGAUGAUCACAUGGUUCAUAGAGGGCAUGGUGUGUUUGAUACGGCUAUCAUUCUUGAUGGGCAUCUGUAUGAGCUGGAUGUUCAUUUAGACCGCUUUUUAAGAUCAGCAUCAAAAGCAAGGAUAGCCUCUCCCUUCCCUUGUUCAACUCUUCGAAGCAUUCUUAUUCAAUUGGCUGCGGCAUCUAAAUGCAAGAAAGGAACUCUAAGAUACUGGCUAAGUGCAGGUCCUGGAAACUUCUUACUCUCGCCUGCAGGUUGUCCAACUUCUGCAUUCUAUGCUGUAGUCAUUGAUGAGGACUUCUCUCAGCGCAAAGAAGGGGUUAAAGUGAUAACAUCCACAAUCCCUAUGAAGUCACCUAUGUUUGCAACAAUGAAGAAUGUGAACUACCUCCCGAAUGUGCUAUCAGUAAUGGAAGCUGAAGAUCAGGGAGCAUUUGCCUCCAUCUGGAUUGAUGAGGAAGGCUAUAUUGCAGAGGGUCCAAAUGUGAAUGUGGCUUUCAUAAGUCAAGAUAAGGAGCUUAUCUUGCCUAUUUUCGACAAAAUCCUGAGCGGACGCACUGCAUUGAGGCUUCUUCAGCUAGCGCCUAAAUUGAUCGAGCAAGGGCGAUUAAAAAGUGUUAAAACUGGAAAUCUUACUGUGGAGGAAGCCAAAGGGGCUGCUGAAAUGAUGUAUGUCGGAAGCACACUUCCUAUAUUGCCAAUUGUCAUGUGGGAUGAGCAACCUAUAGGAGACGGGAAGGUGGGAGAGCUGACAAUGGCACUCUCUGAUCUUCUUUGGGAUGACAUGGUUGCUGGCCCUGCCACCCUGAGGAUUCCUGUUCCUUACGAGGAGUGAACCUCAUACAGAUCAAUCAGUGAGGCCGGAGAAAGGAUUUAAGAUUCUUGGCUCUCAUUGCUUAUAGUCGCAUGGCUCAGAAAUUGCUUGCUUUGUUUAAUCAUGGUUCAUGUUAUGUUGAAUAAAAUUUUCAAGUUUGCUUCGUC